This is a messenger RNA of Culicoides brevitarsis, 905 nucleotides long. RefSeq lists its product as uncharacterized. The coding region runs from base 117 to 716 and encodes 199 amino acids. The transcript is spliced from 3 exons. The record is from RefSeq and is a predicted model, not a curated record. NCBI's taxonomy places the organism in Eukaryota, Metazoa, Arthropoda, Insecta, Diptera, Ceratopogonidae.
UGUUCAUCAUUGCAGUUUUUGAGUCGCAGUAGUUCAGACGUGAUUUUAUUGUGCGGUAGAAAAAUAAUUUCGGAUUUUAAUUCUUCAAAAGUGCGCAAAAAAUCCACAAAUAAAAAAUGUGCAUGUUGGAGAGAUUUUUCUGCUUUGAAUUGCAAACGGCCGGCGUUAUUUUGGGCUGGUUUGCAACCACCAAAUCUCUCUUGUCGCUGAUUACGGCGACAUUUGGAUAUUCCUACAUUCCUGGUUUGGUCAAUCAAACCAUUGUCGUGAUAAAUAACGUAACAAACCAAACGAAUCCCGAUGCUGGCGGCUACAUUCAAACCUCGACAAACGUCGUUGACGGACUUGUUGUGGCUUUAAUUGCGUUAAUGGCUAUCGAUUUUAUUGCGUCCAUUUUAUUACUUAUCGGAACUAUUCAAGGAAAACGUUUGAUGCUCUUGCCAUGGCUCAUUGAAAAUGGAUUUGGUUUAAUGUACACCAUUUUAGUCGUUGUCAUCAUAACUCUGGCAGUUGCUUCCAAUCCAGACCAACCUUCGGGAUCUGCAGCUGUUUUCAUUGGCAUGACACUUUUCGUUCCGCUUGCGUUUUCGAUUUAUUGCUGGAGUGCCGUGUAUUCGCUCUAUCACUGGUUUGCCGAGGUGGAUACGCAACGUGCGAGACUCUUGGGACCAGCACAGGCAAAGCAUCCGGCAUAUCAAACGUAUGAACGGGUUUAAAAAGACAUGACUUGAAUUACCUACUAGUUUAGAACGGCACUAUCUAAAUAUGACAUUUUUUUUACAAUUGAUUCCAAAGUCAAGGCAAAUUAAUCUUAAAAAUAUCGGAUUACUCACACAGUGAUGAGGAAAAACUUGUGUGUGUUUUCGCAAACCGACAGAAUAAUAAACCAAUUACUAUAAUUAUAA